AUGAAGCAUAAAAUAUUAGUUAGCAUCUUAAUCAUUUAGCAAUUAUCUUAUGUUUUUUCUGAAGGAAUAGACAGUUUAUAAGAUGAUUUUGAGUAUAGUUGCUUUUCUUGUGAUCCUUCCUGCUUAGAUUGUACAGGACCUUUAGCAACUGACUGUGUUUAAUGUUUUGAUGGAUAUAAGUUGAUAGGAGGAGAAUGUACAAAAUGCGAUCUUAAUAAUUAAUAAUUCUUAGAUAAGAAUAACAAUUGCUUGAAUUGUGAUUAAAGCUGUAAGAAGUGCAGUGUAAUUGCUACUAAUUGUACUUAAUGUAUUGAUGGAUUAAAUUUCUUUCCAGAUGGUUCAUGCUAACUAUGUGAUUAAAACAAAGGUUUUUACCUUUUGGAAAAUAAAGAUUGCAAAAAAUGUAGUAGCAACUGCAAAUAAUGCACUGAUAACAAAAAUUGCACAGUAUGUGAACCUAAUUUCAGCUUGAUAAAUGGAGAGUGUUUAUAUAAUCUUUGUGAAGAUGGAACAUUUUUAAAUGAACAAACAAAAAAGUGCGAUAUUUGUUAUCCGAGUUGUAAGUCUUGCACUGGAAGUAAAAUAAGUGAUUGUAAUGAUAUCAACAUAAGUAUAAAUUAAAGUGCUCUUUCAAUAGCAACAGGCGUUACUGGGUUUGUGACUUAUUCUUUAUUUGCUUUUAUGCCAUUAUAAUUUGUAGUUUCAAUCUUUGAUUUUGCUCAAUCCAUAAAUUUCUUGCUAUAUGUAAAUGUGAAAUAUGAUAAGCCAGUUUACUUUUUAUUAAAGAUAUUAGAUUUUAGUAAUUUCUUGUUUGUACCUAGUAUAUAAAAAAGCGAUGAAAAUGUUCCUCUUACUCACUACAGAGAGAAAUCUACAUCGAAUUUUCUUAUAAACCUCAUACAACCUGCAGCAGUUUUCGCUGCUGCUUUCAUCCUUUACAUCACAGCUAAAGUUGCUUCUUGCAAAAGAAAUCAAAAACCAAAUAUUUUUAUGAAAGCUAUUUAUUUUGUCAGCGAUAAUUUCUUUUAUUAUAUAAUUGUUGGAUUAAUAUAUUUAACUUUCUACAGGAUUAAUAUGGCAAUUCAGCUAUAACUUUAUAACUUUGGAGGAUAAAUCGUUUCUUCUGUUUUAUGCUUAGUAAUAUUGGCUUUUCAAAUAGGUUUAGUUCUACUUGGGUUUAAAUCAUUAUAAAAUGUGUAAACUUCUAAAAUAUUGAAAAAUUUGUAAAAUAAAUAUGAUUAAUAUUCAAAUGAGUAAUUUACCAUAAAAAACUAUCAAUUUAAUGGUUUCAUUUUAAUAAGAAAGAUGCUAUUUGUAAGCAUACUAGUAUUCUUAUAAAAUGAGAGCAUGAAUUAAAUUAUUCUAGUUCAAGGAAUAUUUAGUCUCUAAACUUUACUAAUAUUAAUAAAUAAACCAUAUCCAACUCAGAUAUAAAAUAAAAUCAAUAUUACUUGUCAUUUUCUGCUACUUAUGAUUAUAUUUUUAAUAAAUGGGUUAAUUUAUGAUGAAAUAAUUGAAAUAUUAACCAAAAAUAGCCGAUUAAUAAUUUCAGCUAUUAUUGUUUCCUUGAUAGGUCUAAUUGGCGUUUUAUAAAUAGGAUUAGCCUAUAAGUUAUUUAUGCUGAAAAGAGAAGCUUUAUUAAAAAAAAAGUAAGAGCUUAAAAAUAUAUGA
This is a messenger RNA of Tetrahymena thermophila SB210, 1671 nucleotides long. Its product is annotated as transmembrane protein, putative. The transcript is spliced from 4 exons. Lineage: Eukaryota; Ciliophora; Oligohymenophorea; Hymenostomatida; Tetrahymenidae. The record is from RefSeq and is a predicted model, not a curated record.